AUGAUCCGGGACCUUUACAACUCUUUAGCCAAUAAGGAGACAAUUCCAACGGAGUUCUCCUCAUUCAUCCUGACCGGAGUUUACAUCCCACCGCAGGCCAACGUGAGUGAUGCACUGCAAAACCUGGCAAACCAAACAUCUGGCUUGGAGCAAAAUAAUCCAGAUUCUCUUUUUAUUAUUCUUGGAGACUUUAAGAGGGCAAAACUUACACUUGAACUUCCAAAAUACAGACAGCAUAUAAACUGUCCCACAAGGGAGAAAAAUACACUGGAUCAUUGCUACACAGUUCAUAAGGACGCAUAUCGCUCUGUACCCAGGGCAGCCUUGGGGAAUACUGAUCUCUGUUUGGUCCAUCUUAUUCCAACAUACAGGCAGAAACUAAAAUCUACUAAGCCUGUAGUAAAAACAGGGAAGAGAUGGACCAGUGAGGCAAAGCAGGAACUACAAGACUGUUUUGACUGCAUUGAUUGGAGUAUCUUUGAGGCUGGAACUGACAGCCUGGAUGAACUGACUGACACUGUGACAUCAUACAUCAGUUUUUGUGAAGACAUUUGUGUGCCAACCAAAACCUUCUGCAAGUACAGCAAUAACAAGCCAUGGUUCACAGCCAAACUCAAAAAACUUCGACAAGCCAAGGAAGUGGUAGACAAAACUCUGUAUAAGCAGGCCAGGAACCUACUGACGAAAGAGAUCAGAAUAGCCAAAAGAAGGUACUCUGAAAAGCUGAAAAGCAGGUUUUCAGAUAACAACCCUGCGUCAGUGUGGAGAGGCCUGCAAGACAUCACAAACUACAAGAGUCGCCCCCCAUCUCCCUCCCUAGCCCUGUUUGCAUACUUCGACAAACCUUGGAGAAACAUCGACUGGAAGCAGAGUAGAAUCUCUAACACUCCACAAGAAGAAGAGAGGAAAAAUAAGAAGAUAAACCCAGAUUAUGGUACUAAUGAGCAAAGAGGAGCAAAGGAGCAACUUACAAAUUCUGGGCUGAACAUUCUUGGAUCAGUAGGGCCACAUACAUGCAGCUCUAUUCUACCGGGACAGAUCAGUAAAGCAUCUAUAGCACAGAAGCCGACAGGGUUAGAACUGGACAUCAGCACAGCCAUCAUAACAGGCAGAGAGACAUCAAGUAUAAGUGUGGAAGAGAUAUUUGACAUUAUGCCAGUUUAUGGAGUUCUGCAGCCUGGUGAGAUGCAACAGGUUACAUUCUCAUUCGUUGGCCAUGCUGACAUCAGUGCUCAAGUCCUGGCUGUGUGCGUGGUGGAGGAAGGCCCAACAUAUGAGAUUUCCCUCAAAGGGGAAGCUUCACUGAUCACCUACACCUUGGAUACAACUGAGAUCGACUUUGGUCCUCAGUUAUUUGACCAUGUGGCUGAAGCAGAGAUCAUUUUGAGAAACACAGGAAAGGUGGGUAUUGACUUCAGUUUUCUGCUGGAGGAUCAGCAUGUGUCCCCAAAAGACACCUUACCUGGACAACCCCUUGUUAUUCCCAGCACGGGCCACAUAAGGGCAUAUGAGGACAUGAAAGCUUCUGUGUACUUUCUUCCUGGAAUCCCAGAGGUUUUUAAGAAGGUGUUCCAACUACAGGUUGCCUUCUUUGAGCCAAAAAGCAUUACAAUUAUGGGAGAGGGCAUCUUUCCUAGAGUGUGCCUGGACCUACCUAGAGACCUAAAUGAAGAACAAUAUAGCUCAGUGCUGAAGCAGGCAAAGGAAGCAGUUGAAAGUGAAUCUCAAAGAGAAGACAUUCUAAGCAGACCUGGUACAGGGUUUGGUGAGACGUAUGAAGUGGACUAUAUUCCUACAUAUGAUGCGCUGCUGCAUAUGGAGGUUGAGAGGCUCCUAGUCACGGAAAACUCUAUAGCCACUGAGAAAUCCCAAAGAGACUCUGUACAAAGUGAAAAGCUUGGAUCUAUUUCUAGCAUGUGGCGCAAAAAGCUCAGCAGGUUUAUUUUGCCUGAGUACAUUCUGGACUUUGGUCAUGUGAUUCGCGGCACUGUGUCUACUCAUAUUGUAAAAGUGACAAACAGUGGGCCUCUUCCAGUGUCCUUCAGAGCUGAACAACGUUCUCUGGCAGGCACAGGAUUUAGUACAGAGUUGGACAGGGUGAAGAAUCUGCCCUACUGUGAGACAGAGACAUUUGAGGUGAAGUUUGAUCCACAAGGUGCAAAUCUAGAGCUUGGUGAGAUGAGCACUGUAUUGUCUAUACAGGUAUUGGGGGGUCCUACAUUUCCAGUCCGUCUAUCUGCAGUGGUCACAUUACCCUCCUUGACCACCUCUACUAACAUGUUACAGUUUGAUUCUGUUCAAUGUGGCAUGUGCAAAGUGGCUAUAAUUCAGUUGCACAACCCUGAGCCAGUGCCCUGCAAGUGGAGCAUCAAAGAGGAGGAGCAGCCAAAGAGAAAGAAUGAUUCCGCCUAA
Tachysurus fulvidraco (yellow catfish) is the source of this 2412-nucleotide messenger RNA. RefSeq names its product hydrocephalus-inducing protein homolog. Bases 1 to 2412 code for a protein of 803 amino acids. Gene Ontology annotation, biological process: cilium movement; axonemal central apparatus assembly. The record is from RefSeq and is a predicted model, not a curated record. The transcript is spliced from 13 exons. Gene Ontology annotation, cellular component: axoneme. Lineage: Eukaryota; Metazoa; Chordata; Actinopteri; Siluriformes; Bagridae.